This is a messenger RNA of Acomys russatus (golden spiny mouse), 1342 nucleotides long. It is a transcript of the gene Dkk1, whose product is annotated as dickkopf WNT signaling pathway inhibitor 1. The transcript is spliced from 4 exons. Gene Ontology annotation, biological process: multicellular organism development; negative regulation of canonical Wnt signaling pathway. NCBI's taxonomy places the organism in Eukaryota, Metazoa, Chordata, Mammalia, Rodentia, Muridae. The coding region runs from base 228 to 1040 and encodes 270 amino acids. Gene Ontology annotation, cellular component: extracellular region. Gene Ontology annotation, molecular function: receptor antagonist activity; co-receptor binding. The record is from RefSeq and is a predicted model, not a curated record.
CUUUGAAAUCCCAUCCAGGCUUUGUUGUCUUCCCGGAGGGGCUGGGAAGGCUUAGGCUGAGUAUAAAGGCAGCCAGAGGUGGCGGUGGCGGUGCAGAGCUGUGUGCCUAGCUGCAGAGAUUCCACUAACUGAAGUUCCGCAGUUAAGGUUCAGCAGUCCGGGCUCUGCAGCCGCUGUUCUAAGUGACCUCUCUUUUCCUGACUUUUUCCUGCUUGCAUCCUUCUGAGAUGACGGUUGUGUGUGCAGUGGCAGCUGUCCGGUUCUUGGCCGGGCUAACAGCAGUGGCUCUUUGCAGCCUUCCACUGCUGGGAGCAAGCGCCACCUUGAACUCAGUUAUCAUUAAUUCCAACGCUAUCAAGAACCUGCCCCCACCGCUGGGCGGCGCUGCGGGUCAGCCGGGCUCAGCUGUCAGCGUAGCACCUGGAAUUCUAUACGAGGGCGGGAACAAGUACCAGACUCUUGACAACUACCAGCUCUACUCUUGCGCAGAGGAUGAGGAGUGUGGCACUGAGGAGUACUGCUCCAGUCCUAGCCGCGGGGCAGCCGGUGUUGGAGGCAUACAAAUCUGUCUGGCUUGCAGAAAGCGCAGGAAACGCUGCAUGCGGCACGCUAUGUGCUGUCCCGGGAAUUACUGCAAAAAUGGAAUAUGCAUGCCUUCUGACCACAGCCAUUUGCCUCGAGGGGAAAUUGAGGAAAGCAUCGUUGAAAACUUUGGUAAUGACCACAGCACCUUGGAUGGGCAUUCCAGAAGAACCACACUGACUUCAAAAAUCUAUCACACCAAAGGACAAGAAGGAUCUGUGUGUCUCCGGUCAUCAGACUGCGCCACGGGGCUAUGCUGUGCGAGACAUUUCUGGUCCAAGAUCUGUAAGCCUGUCCUCAAGGAAGGUCAAGUGUGCACCAAGCACAGGCGGAAAGGCUCCCACGGGCUGGAGAUCUUCCAGCGCUGUUACUGUGGGGAAGGGCUGGCUUGCAGGGUACAGAAAGACCACCAUCAGGCCAGUAAUUCCUCCAGGCUCCACACCUGUCAGAGACACUAAACCGACGGUCUAAAUGUGAUGGACUCCUUUAUCUAAUAUAUGCUACGAAAAUCCUUUAUGAUUCGUCAGAUCAGUCCACGGAGGUCCAAAUCUUCAGCGUAUACUUAAGCAUUCCGAUAAUACUUCCCAAAAAAACCUCUGGAGUGUAAGGACUUUGUUUCUUGAUGGAACUCCCCUGUGAUUGCAGUAAAUUACUGUGUUGUAAAUCCUCGGUGUGGCACUUACCUGUACAGGCAACAAAACUCUUUAAUUAUUGUUCUAGAGGGUGCUACAUCGCCUUGUUUCUCUUAAUUAUUUUUCUA